This is a messenger RNA of Adineta steineri, 375 nucleotides long. Lineage: Eukaryota; Metazoa; Rotifera; Eurotatoria; Adinetida; Adinetidae. The record is from the annotation of a GenBank genome assembly.
AUGCAUAUUGGUUCAGGAACAGGAUAUCGUCGACAUAAACGUCGACAUCGCCGUAUUGUUCAUAAUCACGAUGAAGCUUAUGACAGAAUUUUACCCAAUGCUCAAUAUGAUCAUGUACUAUUCCAAAAAUCAACAAGAGAAAAUACCGAACAGAGAUCAUGCGAAAAAUGUCAGAUGUUUCAUAUCUUUCGUUGGCGUCGCGAACAUAAUCAGAAUGAUGAUAAAUCAACACCUGAUUCAUUAGUUAGUCGAAAAUAUAAACGACAACAUCUUCGACAAAAUCGUGAACGAAUACUACGUGAAACUCGAUAUCGUCAAGGUUUACUUCAUAACAAACAACAUUGGUCAACUGACGAUCUUGAUAAAUAUCAGUAA